AUGCGCUCCAUUCUGUCAAUAAAACCGUGGCAAAAACGCACAAAGGUUUGGAGUCGUAAUUUGCAAUAUUUUCGUAAAAUGUCUGCUAAUUCGCCACCAGGAAACAGUGAAGGUGACGAAACUGUCGAACAUUCUGUCCCGCCAAACCCGAUCGAAAGUCUUGGUGCGAGAAUUAGAGACUUGGAUGUAGACUCUAUUAGGCGAUACUUAGCCCAAAAACUGGGAUUAUACGAGCCAUCGGACACGCCGGUACCCGUUGAAAAUGUUUUAGACGAAGUCACUCUAGACGGAAUUGUAAAAUGGAUAAAAAGCGACAGAUGCAAGAAUAUAAUAACAUUGUCUGGAGCAGGCAUAUCCACAUCGGCUGGAAUACCAGAUUUCAGAAGUCCAGAAACAGGUCUCUACCAUAACCUUCAAAAAUACAAGCUUCCUGAACCUCAGGCAAUAUUUGAAAUCAAUUUCUUUAGACAGAAUCCAAAGCCAUUCUUUACAUUGGCUAAGGAAUUAUUUCCCGGAAGUUUCAAACCUACCAUUUCGCAUUAUUUCAUCAGACUUUUGAAUGAAAAAGGUUUACUUCUCCGCCACUACACACAAAACAUAGAUAUGUUGGAACGAAGUGCAGGUAUCCCUGCAGACAAAAUUGUUGAGGCUCAUGGUACCUUCUACACCUCUCACUGUUUGGAUUGCCGCAAGGAAUAUUCUUUGGAUUUUGUUAAAGAACGUAUAUUCGCCGAUCAAAUACCUAUAUGCACGGAAUGCCCAGGAGUGGUGAAACCAGACAUAGUGUUCUUUGGAGAAAGUCUACCCGGCAGAUUCCAGCGGUGCGUGCAGGAAGACUUCCAGCAAUGUGACAUGCUCAUCAUCAUGGGAUCCUCACUUGAAGUGCAGCCUUUCGCCUCUCUUAUUGACCUGGUACCUGACUGGUGUCCCCGGCUGCUUAUCAACCGUGAAAAGGCAGGCGUGAGGUCACCCAUUCUAAGGCUUUGGGGCUUAGCCGGUGAGGGACUCCAGCUGGAUGAAGACGCAGUCCGCGAUGUGGCCAGACUUGGGGACUGUGAUGACGGAUGCCAAGAACUUGCUGACAAACUUGGUUGGGGGGACGAGCUUCGUGCCCUAGUGGCUAGCGAGUAUGCGCGUCUGGAGAGCGAGGGCAGUCUGGCGACUGCGCCCGCCCACACAACACUCGCCGCGGUCGACAUGCCCAGCACCAGCGAACCCAAGCUAUGAAAACACCGCCGAGGUGAGGAGACGGAGACAUUGGUUUAUUUAACACUGUUCCAGAUGAAGCUCCGACAUGUACUUCUUAUUACGAUUAUAGAAAUAGUUACUCAUGCCAUACAGUGUGUUAGUAGACGGUUCUCGAAAUCUUUACCAAUUUUUUCCAUAGCGAUGCUACAAAAAACGUUAUAUUAAAAAUAAGGUAACAUAUUCAGAUCAUUAUUGUAAUCAUUCGUCUAAAAGCCAUAAUAGCACAUAAUCAUGCGAAAAACGAUCGGUUAUUACGUGGCGAAUAAUGCGGCAUCGCAGAUUCGCCUGUAAAUUGGAUGUGUGAUGCUGGCACCUCCAUACAAGCCAAUGCAAUGGCCGUUCUGUCGCAUCUUACGGUAACAUAUCUAACCAUAUGAAACUUAAACCUAAUGGCACAUAAUGCUUAUUAGCUUCUGUCAUAUUCUAUUUCGAUAUCCUAAAGACACCACAGCGCCUUAAGAUGGAUUUGUAGCUAGUUACGGAACCCUCUAAAACCGUAUAAGCAGGACUUCGUCUAAACAGAUGUAGAAUAAAUCGAUGUCAGUGGCAAAGAGCACUAUCUAAUAAUAAUAAUAACAUAAUAAUUUAACAGACAAAUGAAUAUUCAAUAUACUUACAAGUACAUUGAAUAUUCAACUGCGAAUACAUGGUUCGAUGAGUUUUACAAACUAUAUUUUGAUACAAAUAGAUACGUGACUGGUCGCACAUAGAGUUUUGUAUACACUGACCAGCUAAUAUGGACCUGUGUGAUCUAGUCAUCCAUGAUCGUGUUGUCAGUAAAAAAAAUUUAAAUGGAUUGGUACAUUAUUUUGUUCAGUUCUUGUUAUGAUCGAACACGAACAUUUGCUAUGUUGACCAAAAUCAUUCAACAACACUCCCUAAAAACACAGAACAUACUAUUGUGGAGCAAAUUAUACAGUUUAGUUAGUGAGUGUGUAAGAACCAGGUCUAGAAUUAAGUAUGCUUAUUUGGGAGGGCUCAGAAAUGUUCAGACAGCAAGUACGUACAAGUAUACGAGUACUAUAGAGAGAGAUAAGUGUACGAGGUACAAAAAUAUAGCCAUAAAUCACGUUACUUGCAUCCAUGAUUGUUUUAUUGCCCAUGUGAUGUCCCAUACCUAUCUGGAAUAUAGGGAGGAUAUUGUACGUGCACUCGGGCCGGCUUACCCGAGGCACUAGCCUCUUAAGAACCGGAUGAAGUUUGUGACAACUCUGUACACAAGCUGGUUUGGGAUCUGUACCUGAACUUAGAAGGUCCCUGUGCUUGUAGCGGUUAUAUUGCCCUGUCCACAUGACCAAGAGGUUGAUAAAAAGGGUCACUAUAAUUAAACACAUGGCAAAGAUACGGGGCUGCCCAUAUGAUGAGCACUUUUAUAAAGGUGAACAUUUGAUGAUCAAUUAAUUGAUUAAUUUUGUAAUGUUCGUGUUCGAAAUGAAAGCAGUAACGGCUGGUUAUGUUCUCGUGGUACUAUAAAUUAUUAGAUUAAAAAUGUAUCAAUGGUUGAAAGGUAAAAGGGGCUAAGCUUCACUCGGGUAAAAAAUUAGUUAUUUCUGGAUAGUAAAAUUUAUGGAUUAUAAUAUUAGCAGGUUCAGCACAUGACAUUAAAUCAGUUCAAUGGUUUCGUAAAAUGUAUUUUUAUAUUAAUAGAUUUUUACUUAACCUAAAUGUUACUUAACUGCUUUUACCCCUCAACAGUCAAUGUGUGAAACUUAUCGAAGCUUAAGAUUCGUUAUAAUUGAAUGUGAUAGUUGGUAUAAAGGGUUUUGCAUCGUAUUUUGUGCAAAUUAGCUCAUAUUUAUGACUAAAAUAUCAAUAAAUUGUAAAUGUAAUUCGUUUCGGGACACCUUAGGGUCUUUUUUGCCGGCAAUACAAUUCCAUAUCAGUCGUAUUCACAAUCAACGCGGUGUUUUAUGACUUUUAUACUUCAAGGGCGCCUUCGAAUUACACGCUUAUAUAAGCGCUGACUGACUAUGACGUUGCGUCCGCACCACUACUGAUUUUCAUACAAUAUUUAGAAGCGCAGUUGCAGCACCACAGUCGUGAUGCGCGUGCGCCACUUUGUAGCAGUCACAAUAAGGGAACUAAACAUUACUGAAGCGCUACAGACUAGAAGUCUUAAGCGUGUCAUUUCAAGGUAUCCACAACGC
Hyposmocoma kahamanoa is the source of this 3395-nucleotide messenger RNA. RefSeq names its product NAD-dependent protein deacetylase sirtuin-2-like (gene Sirt2). The record is from RefSeq and is a predicted model, not a curated record. NCBI's taxonomy places the organism in Eukaryota, Metazoa, Arthropoda, Insecta, Lepidoptera, Cosmopterigidae. The transcript has 7 exons. The coding region runs from base 1 to 1227 and encodes 408 amino acids. Gene Ontology annotation, molecular function: NAD+ binding.